Molecule: messenger RNA, 1725 nt
Organism: Oryzias melastigma (Indian medaka)
Lineage: Eukaryota; Metazoa; Chordata; Actinopteri; Beloniformes; Adrianichthyidae
Product: calpain-5
Exons: 8
Coding region: 1-1353 (450 amino acids)
Biological process (GO): proteolysis
Cellular component (GO): cytoplasm
Molecular function (GO): calcium-dependent cysteine-type endopeptidase activity
Source: RefSeq, a predicted model, not a curated record
AUGGCUCACAGCUGCCGCACAAACAGAGGGGGCCCACUACUCAACCUGGCCACCCACAAUAAUCUGGCACUGCUGGGCAGCCCCACCGACUCCUAUUUAAAGGACCUUAAUGACAGAACCACACCCUACGGGUGUCACCCAUCACAAUCUGAAUGUUUGCAGGUGAUUCCCGAUUGGGAGGAGCAGGACUGGGAUCCCAAACAUCCAGAAAACUAUGCCGGGAUCUUCCACUUCCGGUUCUGGGUCUUUGGUCAGUGGACAGAUGUGGUAGUGGACGACCGGCUGCCUACUGUUGACGGACGCCUGAUUUACUGUUAUUCAAACAGCAAACGUGAAUUCUGGAGUGCUCUGUUGGAGAAGGCUUAUGCCAAACUCUAUGGCUGCUAUGAGUCUUUAAGGGGAGGAAACACUGGAGAUGCUGUGGUGGAUUUCAGUGGAGCUGUAUUUGAAGUAAUCAACUUGGAGAAAGAGAUUUCAGACAAAGACCAAAUCAAUCUAUUUGAAAGCAUGCUCAAAGUUUAUGAACGUGGAGGAAUCAUCAGCUGUGGCAUCAAGGCAGAGCCACAUGAACUUGAGUCCAAGUUGGAAAAUGGUCUUGUAAUGGGCCAUGCAUACGCUGUGACAGCAGUGAAGAGAGUACAUUUACGUCAUGAGCUGGUGGCGCACUUCAAAACUGAAGCUAUUCCUAUGAUCCGAAUGAGAAACCCCUGGGGUUACAAGGAGUGGAAUGGACCCUGGAGUGACAGCUCUAGGGAAUGGUCCAGGAUUGGCCAUGCAGAGAGGCACAACCUUGGCCUCACAGUAGAGGAUGACGGGGAGUUCUGGAUGUCCUUUAGAGACUGGUGCAGAUACUUCUCUGAUGCAGAUGUUUGCCACAUUGCUGAUCCUUCACAAACGUGGAAUGAAGCUUUGCAUUUUGGGAAGUGGAUCAUACAUGAAGAUCCACAAAGAAAUCGCAGCGGUGGCAGGAACAAAAACAAGACAUUUCUACAGAAUCCUCAGUUUCUGUUUGAUGUGACAAAGGAAAUGGAUGAAGUGCUCAUCACUUUGCAGCAAAAAGACCGGAGGAUCCAUAAAAGAACUGGUCAUGGACAGAAUAUGGUCAUUGGCUUUGGGGUUUUUGAGGUGGAAUUGAACAGGGAGCACAGAAUGCACCGACUUCCAUCAAGGGAACCAGUCGGAGGCACAAGAUUUACCAGAGCUCGGUCAGUUUUCCUGAGAUCUAACCUUCCUCGGGGCCGAUACGUCGUCAUCCCCUCCACUUAUUAUCCUGGUGAAGAAGGAGAGUUCAUGCUGCGAAUUUUCACCAAUGUGGAUUCAGGCUUCCGUGAACUAACCACGGACAAACCCUGAGAGCGACGCUGGACUCCUUUUUUUGGGUAACCUCAAGUUGUGACUCAUAUUUUUGUUAAAAACUCUGAGAGACUAUAAAACAAGCAAGACAGGUGGUCACUACGAUGCAGUAGUCGUCCUAGUUGUGUAACAGUAAACCCGUUCUACUCUCUCCAUAAGGUACUGGAGAGCCUGUAGGAGUUCAUUCAACCAGCUUACAUAUGGUUGUUUCUUAACACAUGUCCUGAUGCUGAGAUCAUUGAUGAUUCCCUCAGUAAAUCCACAUUGACACUUACGCUGCAGCAGCACUCAUUUUUUUAACUCUUUUUUUUUCUGUUGUUUUCCACCUUCCUUCACAGUGCCAUCAUUGAAGAGAACCACUCUCUUUUUAUC